Nerophis ophidion (straightnose pipefish) is the source of this 1194-nucleotide messenger RNA. RefSeq names its product sarcospan (Kras oncogene-associated gene) (gene sspn). Lineage: Eukaryota; Metazoa; Chordata; Actinopteri; Syngnathiformes; Syngnathidae. The transcript is spliced from 3 exons. Gene Ontology annotation, cellular component: sarcolemma; dystrophin-associated glycoprotein complex. The record is from RefSeq and is a predicted model, not a curated record. The coding region runs from base 122 to 778 and encodes 218 amino acids.
AGCCUCGGCAGGGAGGGGUAGAGGAGGUGGGGGCGGGAGGCCGACGGAAGGCAGGAGAGCAGACAGUUUCCAAACAGUGCCGGAAAAUUGGUAAGGAGAGAAGAUUUUAGAAAGAGGGAGCAUGGGUCAAGGACAGAAAGGUAAAGAUGGCGGGAAGAGGAGAGAAGAUAGCCCGGCGCCGGACGACGGCCAUAAGUGCAGAGUGUGUCGCUUCCCUCUGCUGGUGGCCCUGCUUCAGCUGCUCCUGGGGGUGGCCGUCACUGUUGUGGCCUUCCUCACAUUGGCCAUCAGCCCCUCGCUGCUGGCCAGGGAGACGCCACACUGGGCCGGGAUCAUUCUGUGCUUGGUUUCCAUUGUGGGCUUCAUCCUGUACUGCGUCACCUAUCACCCGGACGAGCGCUCGUCUGUGCAGUUCAUCGUCAAGCUGCUGUACUUCGCCCUGUGCGCCAUCGGCCUGGUCGUUUCCGUGCUGGUGGCGUCCUUCGCCGGCUAUCACCACGCUCAGACCAGCAGCUUCAGCUGUCAGCCAGCCGCCGAGGACUGCCUGUGCACUUUGGAGCCACACGAGCCGAUCGCUCGCACCUUCACCUACGAAGGAGUGGGCGACUGCCUGGAGGUCACCGAGACGCUGACGCUGUACCACUUGUUGCAGAUUGUGCUGAACUCGGUUCAGGCGUUGGUCUGUGCUGUGGGCGCCUUCCUCAUGUGGAAGCACCGCUACCAGGUCUUCUUCGCCGGUCUGCAGAUCGCAAACUUCCGGCAGUGGCGCAAGGUGUAACGUGGCGACGCGGUGGACACGCCCCCUUUUUUUUGCUAUCCACCUUCUGUGGUUGUUGUUGUCAUUACAAUAACAUGAUAUUGUCUUUUUGUACACAUUUGAAGAAAUAUUGUAACAUUCAUUAUUUUUCAAAAAAAUGACUCACGCUAACGUGCACAUUUCUUUCACAAAAUUUGACCACUAAAAUCCUGAAAAUCAUAAAAUCAAUUAUUAUUAUUAUUAUUACAAAUAUUUCCAGUUCUCUCAAUGAAUGCCAUCCUAAAAUCCAACUUGCAUGAACAUCAACGUUGCUUGUUUUAAAUGCAUUGCAGUGCAGCUAAAAAGUCUCAUUACUCUUGCUGUUGUUAACCUUAUAAUAUUUUGAUGCGCCAAGCAAACCAAAUAAAACCACUAAAGUCAAACUUUUACACAGUAAA